AUGAAGCCCAUAGAAAAUAGUGAUGCCAUUAACAUUAACAGUCAAAAUAAUAUGUUGGGUUUCUCCCUCUCUCCGCAAAUGAAUAUAGGUGUUCCUUCACACCUUCAUCAGACACAGCCUUUAAUUGCUGCAGCUGAAACAGUUCCACCGAGCUUUUACCACCAUACUAUUCUUCAUAACUACGGCCUUUACUAUGGACUUGAAGGUGAACAUGUUGGAAUGUGUUCAUCCUUGCUGCCUAUCAUGCCCCUUAAAUCCAAUGGCUCGCUCUAUGGAAUAGAAGCUUUGAGUAGAUCACAAGCACAAGGUGAACUCCGACUCAAACCUUUGCUAUAUUCUUGUGUUUUGGUGACAAUGCAUCUGAGCUUAGAUGGUGUGUUUUACAACCAACUCUCAUGCCAUGGACCAAACAAUCUGAAUAACCAAAUUCACGUACAAGAGAAUAUCAGCCAGCAGCAAUACUCAUAUUUCCCCGCCAUGAGAAACCAUAAUGUGAUUUUAGAAGGGUCCAAGCAACGGCUCUCAAAUAUAGCUGAGGAUGAAAUUCCUGGUCUGAAUAGCUGGGUCUCAAGGGACUUUCCUAUUAGCCAUGCACAGGAAUCAAACAUGACUGUUCCUUUGAAGGAUAGUGGAGGCGAAUCUGGAUCCAUUGGAUCAAUGACAUAUGGGGAUUUACAUUCAUUGAGUUUGUCCGUGAGUCCUAGCCCACAAUCAAGCUGUGUUACUAGUUCACCUACUCUCAUUGAUUCUGUUGCCAUAAAUACAAAGAAAAGGGGAUCUGAAAUGGUGGACCAGGAUCAGAAGCGAAUGGUUCAUAGGAAAUCCAUAGAUACCUUUGGACAAAGAACUUCUCAAUAUAGAGGUGUAACAAGACAUAGGUGGACUGGUAGAUAUGAAGCUCAUCUAUGGGACAACAGCUGCAAGAAAGAGGGCCAAGGCAGGAAAGGAAGGCAAGGGGGUUAUGAUAUGGAAGAAAAGGCUGCAAGAGCUUAUGAUAUGGCCGCACUCAAGUAUUGGGGGCCCUCCACUCAUACAAAUUUCCCAUUGGAAAAUUAUCAAAACCAACUUGAGGAAAUGAUGAACAUGACCAGACAAGAAUAUGUUGCUCAUUUACGAAGGAAAAGCAGCGGAUUCUCAAGGGGGGCCUCCAUAUACAGAGGAGUGACAAGCAGACACCAUCAACAUGGAAGGUGGCAAGCUAGAAUUGGGAGAGUGGCUGGAAACAAAGAUCUAUAUCUCGGAACAUUCAGUACCCAAGAGGAAGCAGCUGAAGCCUACGACAUUGCUGCUAUAAAAUUCCGAGGAGUUAAUGCUGUUACUAACUUUGAUAUAACAAGAUAUGAUGUGGAUAAGAUUAUGGCAAGCAGUAACCUUCUUAGCAGUGAACAAGCUAAACGGAACAAAGAGAUGAAUGGUGGAACUAGGGACGAGGCUAAGGAUAAAAAAAAAGCUUCUGCAUGUAAAGACACUCAAGAAGCCAUUCCAAUGCAGAAUCCACCAAGAAUUGAGAGUUGUAGAACUCAGUCCUUCUCAAUGGCUUUGAAUAACAUAUUUCAUCAAGAAGUAGAGGAAUCGAGUAACAUGGGAACACAAUUGUCAAAUCCUUCUUCGCUUGUGACAAGCUUGAGUAGCUCAAGAGAAGAGAGCCCAGAUAAGACAAGCUUGCCAAUGCUCUUUGGAAUGCCUGCAACAAUGUCCAAAUUAUUGACUAACGUGGAUUCUUGGGAUGCAUCUUCCCAUCUCAGGCCUGCGCUUUCUUUGCCUCAGAUGCCAGUGUUUACUACUUGGACCGAUGCAUGA
Abrus precatorius (Indian licorice) is the source of this 1800-nucleotide messenger RNA. RefSeq names its product AP2-like ethylene-responsive transcription factor ANT. Gene Ontology annotation, biological process: regulation of DNA-templated transcription. Bases 1 to 1800 code for a protein of 599 amino acids. The transcript has 8 exons. The record is from RefSeq and is a predicted model, not a curated record. Gene Ontology annotation, molecular function: DNA-binding transcription factor activity; DNA binding. NCBI's taxonomy places the organism in Eukaryota, Viridiplantae, Streptophyta, Magnoliopsida, Fabales, Fabaceae.